CGGGAAGGGCGCCGGGCCAUCGCCGGCGCCAGCCCCGACGGCUUCGAAGGGCGGCCCAGCAGGCCCGCCGCCGCCUGGGCGGGCGAAGGGGGCGUCCGCACCACCGCCGCCACCGCCGCCCAGCAGCGGCAGGGGCAAGGGCGGCGGGUCUGCAGCUUGGCAGAAGGGCGGCGGCGCCGCGCCAGAGGGUGCCCGCCACGACGCCUCUUGGCUGCCCGAGCAGGCUCCUCGCCGCACCCGCCCCAGGGCGCUCACUGUGACCGGCUGGCGGGAUGACCACCUGCAGCUGGCGCACCCGGCGGUGGCGGCGAGCAGCUCGUCGCCUGCCAGUCCAGCCGCUACCGUGAAGCUGCCUUGGUCCUUGCUGGGCCUCUCGGAGGCCCCCGCGACUGGCCGGCCGCCGCCGCUGUGGCUGAAGUGGCGCGCUCACUGUGUCAACGCGGGCAGCACCGUCGCCGAGUUCACCUCCGGUCCUCCCAACACCUGGCACGUGGAGCCCUCGGCCACGAGCCAGCACCUGGAGCUGAAGACGGGCAUCGCAGAGGUGAGCCUCGCCGUCGGCUGCGGCUCGUGCCUCACCGCCGAGUGCGCCGCGGGCGCUGCCAGGCCCGCUCGGCUUCACCUGGCUUCUCAGUUCACAGUCUGUCUCGAGCACCGUGAGUCCGAAGGUGGGCUGCGUUGCAUCUGCCCCGAGGCCGUCGCCGCGGCCGAGGCCAGCGCGGGCGGCCUGGGCAGGAACCAGCUGCGGACGCUCGAGGCGGAGUCCUCGCGCGAGUACGCCAGGAAGUGGCGGGGCGUCGUGGAGGUCGAGGCCGCCGCCUCGGCCGUGGACGACGCGGCAGGGCGGCUGCUGCUGGGAAUCUGGAUCGACUGGAUACAAGACGACACCUCGACGGCGGGGGGCGCGGGCGAUGGCGAGUGGCUGGGCUCGUUCGAGGUGAACGCGUCGCUGAUGAGGGCGCAUCGUGUGAAGUUCAGGUCGGCCUUCGCGGAUGGCGAGUUCGGAUCCUCAUGGUUGUGCAUUCGGAGGACCAGGCGGGAGGACGGCAGUCUCGCCUGGGCAGGGCACGGCGCUGUCAUCCGCGCCCGGUUCAAGGACGACGAGGCAGACCUCACCUUCGCCGACGAGGACGACAAGUGGCUCGACAUGGGCCAGCGCGCCAUCAGCGUGAAGUUCCGGCUGCUGCCUGGGAGCUCCGACCCGGCACCGAAGCCCGGCUUCUUCGCCGUGGAGACCAUCCCGAAGGCGCUGGCCGAGAGCUGCAUGGCGGCGUCGCUGUCGCAGCUGCCAGAGGCCCCGCUGGCCCGCGCGCUUGUGCUGGGUGCGAGGGACGGUCUGCCGCAGCCGCCGGCAGGCAGCGCGGAGGCCGAGCUGACCGCGUGGGCGCUCAAUCCCUCGCAGCUGCGCGCAGUGCGGUACGCCCUGGCGCAGCCGUUCACCCUCGUGCAGGGGCCGCCCGGCACGGGGAAGACGAGGACCACGGCGGUGCUUGCGACGCUGCUGGCGCGCCGCAACAGCGAGUCGGGCCUGAGCCGCGCCGUGCUGUUCUGCGCGCCCACGAACCGGGCGGCGGACUGCGCGGCGCUGUUCGUGGCGAGGCUCCUGGCAGAGCGGGCACAUACGCAGCUGACAGAGCGCCUGGGGGAGGACGGGCAGGUCUGUGCCGUGUGCCUGCUAGCUGGCCCAGACGUGGUGACUGCUUGCGGCCAUGUGUUCCACAGGGGCUGCCUGACGCAGGCGUUGCAGGUCAGCGACAAGUGCCCGAUCUGCCGGCGGCAAGUGAAGCACGCGGACAGCGGCCUGCGCAUCUUACGCAUAUACGGCGCGGACGCGGAGAAGGCGGAGUUUCCCGUGCCCCGGAGGAACGAGCACCCGAACGUGGACGUGCGCAAGCAGGUGGUCGUGCCCGAAGAGAUGCGCCGCUUCACGCUGCACUGGCGCUGCCACGCCGCGGUGGAGGGCGAGACGUCCACGAAAGAGGCCAUGAACACCCGCAGGGCAUACAGGGCUAUGAUCGAGCACGGCCCUCGCGGGCCCCGCUCCGGAGCACUGCGGGCCGCCUACCAGCUUGCGCUGGCAGAUGCCAGGGCCGCGGAGUUGCGCGACGCGGACAUCGUGUUCACCACCUGCGUGUCGUGCCGGCGGAUGGCCGUGUCGGAGGCGCUGCAGCGCUGCGGGGGGCUGCAGUUCGAGCAGGUGAUCCUCGACGAGGCGGGGCAGGCCACGGAGCCAGAGUCUCUGUGCCCGCUGACCUUCGCAGCCUGCGCGCAGCAGGCCUGCCUGUUCGGCGACCACCUGCAGCUGCGGCCCAUCCUGAAGAGCCACACCGCGAAAGUGGCCGGGCUGGGCGUGUCGCUGUUCGAGAGGCUGGCCUCCGCCGGCGGUGCGGGCGGCGACGAGGGGCCCCUGUGCUUCCUCGCGCAGCAGUACCGCAUGCACCCGGAGAUCAGCCGCUUCCCCUCGCAGCACUUCUACUCCUCGAGGCUCCUCGACGACGACAGCGUCCUGGCUCGGCCCCGCGGGCUCCUGCAGCACCCGCGCGGCGAGCCCGCCGCGCUGCUGCUGGUGGACUCGGGGGAGCCCGGCGCCGGCGAGGAGGUGAGGCCCGUGCGCACGGCCGAGAGCAGCGCGUACUCGCGCCUGCACGCCGGCGAGGCGGCGCGCGCCGCGGAGCUGGCCGUGGCCCUCACGGCGCGGGCCGGGCCGGGCAGCGUGGCGGUGCUCUCCUGGUACAACGCACAGGUGCAGGCCGUCGUCGAGCUGCUGGGCGAGGGCUCCGGGGUGCACGCGGGCAGCAUCGCCACCGCCCAGGGCAGCGAGUGGGACUACGUGCUGCUGAGCGCGGUGCGGCACGGAGGUCCGCGCGGGCAGCUCGGCAUCGUCUCGGACGAGAACGUGCUGAACGUGGCACUGACGUUAACGCGCCUCGGCCUCGUAGUCUACGGGAACCGCCGCACGCUGAGCCAGGACCCGAAUUGGGCCGCGUUCCUGAGGGUCUGCGCGGAGCGGGGCUUGGUUCUCUCCGAGCAGCCGCUGGUGACGCAAGAGGAGGCCGUCCUGGAGGCGGCGUGGAGCCGCGCCAUGCGGCCGGGCCUGAAGGUCACCGUCUCCGGCCUGACGGGGGCCGCGGAGCUGAACGGGCAGACGGCCACGGUGCUGGAGCCCGUGGGCGAGAACGGCCGCUGCAAGGUCGAGGUGGCGCGCGGCGCCGGGCCGCCGCGGCUGCUCCUCGUGCGGCCCAGGAACCUGGAGCUGCCGCGGGAGCGGCCGGCGGCGCCGGGGGCGGGGGCGGGGGCGGGCGCCGCGAGGGACCGCAGGCACCACGGCCUCUCCGCGCUGGUGUCCGCCUCCAGGCCCAGCGGGGGCGUGGCCUUCAUGCAGACGGUGCACCUCGAGGCCGCGAACCUGGAGGUGCUGGGCCAGGGCGCCAGCCUCCGGCGCGGGGCCAGGGUGCGCGUGCACGGCCUCACUCAGGCCCGGGCCGUGCACAACGGCGGAUUGGGCACGGUGAUCAGCCCCGCGCCGAGCCCGGGGGGCACCUGGGAGGUGGAGGUGUCGAAGCACUUCCGGAUGGGCGGCGGCUCCCUGGACGCGAAGCUGGGGGAGCGCGGGCUCGAGGUGCGGCCGCAGGAGGCCAGCCCGCCGCUCCACGAGGGCCUGUGCGUGAUGCUGCACGGCCUCCGCGCCCAGGCCGAGUACAACGGCGAGUGGGCCCGCGUGCUCUCCUGCGGCGCUGACGGGGAGGGGCGCUGGCAGGUGGAGUUCACGUUCCGCGGGGAGGUCACGCGCCUCGAGCUCGCGCCCGAGAACAUGGCCCCGGAGGUGCCAAGCUAGCGGGGACCUGCGUAGGCUGCGUUAGGCAGCCCCCCGAGCGUUUCCCAAAAGAGCUCGCGCCCGCUCUCCCUCCGCGGCCCUACGCUGUGGGCGGGGAGGGGUGUACGCCCAGGCGUGAGGCGGCCCGUCAUUUUUGAGGAGGCG
Messenger RNA from Prorocentrum cordatum, 3979 nucleotides. The record is from the annotation of a GenBank genome assembly. NCBI's taxonomy places the organism in Eukaryota, Dinophyceae, Prorocentrales, Prorocentraceae.